Messenger RNA from Alternaria novae-zelandiae, 357 nucleotides. RefSeq lists its product as uncharacterized. NCBI's taxonomy places the organism in Eukaryota, Fungi, Ascomycota, Dothideomycetes, Pleosporales, Pleosporaceae. The transcript is spliced from 3 exons. Bases 1 to 357 code for a protein of 118 amino acids. The record is from RefSeq and is a predicted model, not a curated record. Gene Ontology annotation, molecular function: RNA binding; protein binding.
AUGCCGAACACGUACCAGAUCACCGUUGAAGGAGUUGGCACUGUCUCGAACUUCUUGAACAAAGUCAAGGUGGAGACGAAUCACACCAAAGACCACAACAGCCGCAACAAGGAGAACAAGGGAACCAAACGCAAGGUGCACACCAUCAUCACAUUUUUGAACUAUAGAAAAAACAGUACAAACGUCACGUUUUGGAAGGUCGUCAAUAGGAAAAUUACCUACCCGACCGUUCGAGCGCACUUCUGGCAGGACUCUGGUAUCAAGCUUGAUUUUCCGCAAGCACCGUUAGUCGACUAUGGCAAUGCCGAUGGGCCAAUCUGGCUACCCGCUGAACUGGCCAAAGUCAUUCCUGGAUAG